Messenger RNA from Ahaetulla prasina, 1420 nucleotides. RefSeq lists its product as uncharacterized. The record is from RefSeq and is a predicted model, not a curated record. NCBI's taxonomy places the organism in Eukaryota, Metazoa, Chordata, Lepidosauria, Squamata, Colubridae. The transcript is spliced from 3 exons. Bases 1 to 747 code for a protein of 248 amino acids.
AUGGGCUUCAUUGACAAAGUGGCCAAGCAGAAAUUUCAUCCAGGGAGACUUCCACGGUGGCGGUUCAUUUUUCUUUCGCCGUCACGCUCUCAGCAAGACGCUUUCGACCACAUAGAGGGAGGAAAAAAAGCUCGGCGGGGGGCGGGCGAGGCCCCCUCCGUCUGGCGAUUGCAGAGACCCUGCGGGCAGCGAAAGGCGAAAGUUCUCGGAGAGGCGCCGCGGGGUGGGCCGCCGAACGGUCGCUUUCUCCCGCUAAAAAGAAAGGUGCAUUUCCUUCGCGCCUCGGGUGCUUGUAAAACGCGGGCCGCCUGCCGGUCCCGAUCCGCCCUGUGCGCCGUCGGAGAUCUCUUAGCCGCCGACUUUUCCCACGCGUGGGACCGUUUGGUGGCAACUCUUCCUUCUAAUACGCGUGAUGCCCGCGCCGGACGAAGUGGGAAGGGGUGCCGCUCUUGCGCGGGGAACAAAAAACCCCACCCUCCCCCGAAGUUCCCGGAGCCCUUGAUCUCUGGACCUCGUCCCUGGGAACACUUGCACCGGAGGCAACUUGAAGUAGCAUCAAGAUUUUCAAAUACUCAUAGCAAUAUACAAAACGGUGAGAACUUGGACAGUGUACGUGGCAAAAACGUGGCAAUGACGAAACAGUCAAAGCAAACCUUUUCAACAUUUUCUUUGGCUCAGUUUUUGUUAACUCCGAUAACAUAUAUCCGACAUUCCACAAACGAACCAGCAAUGACUAUGAUGAUUUAACUCAUAUAGACUUCACAGAAGACAACGUUGGAAAAGCUCUUCACAACUUAAAACCAUCGCUUUCUAUCGGACCCAAUGGACUAUGUGCAUUCUUCUUAAAAAAACUUUCCAUUAAUAUAGCAGAACCCCUAAGUAUUAUCUUUGAUAAAGCUUUCACUACCAGUUCUCUUCCCAAACUUUGGUCACUAGCCACAGUCAUCCCUAUCUUCAAAAAAGGAGACCUCAGCUCAGUCGAAAACUACAGACCGAUCUCCCUUUGCUGUGUCACCUGCAAAGUCAUGGAAUCUAUCAUCAACCAAUCCAUUACCUCACACUUAGAAACUAACAACCUACUCUCCAACAAACAAUUUGGUUUCAGGAAAAAAUUAUCAUGUAACUUACAACUUCUCCACUGCAAAAACAUAUGGACUUCAAAUCUCAAUCAAGGCAAAACAACAGAUGCAAUCUACAUAGACUUCUGCAAAGCUUUUGACUCAGUAGUACACGAUAAACUUCUCCUAAAACUAACAUCCUAUGGCAUCUCAGGACCCCUCCACAAAUGGAUAUCUGCUUUUCUGUCUAACAGACAACAAGUGGUCAAAAUUGGCAAUGCUUUAUCAAAUCCUGUUCCUGUCAAGAGUGGCGUUCCUCAAGGCAGCGUCCUUGGACCAACACUCUUUAUACUAUACAUUAA